UAGGUAUGAAUGGUGCGAUAAGAUUUAGAUUAUGUACUCGGUCUGUGUCUGUAGCUGUACAUUACAAUAUAGUAUAGUACUCGGUGUCUGUCUAAACGUCUAAACAUCUCCCGUCUCGGUAUGUGUAGUGUAAGUUAUAGUCAGUUUGUCACUAGUCUAUAACUUCGUGUUCACUCAGUUCAUGUGAAAUAAGUAUACUUAGAUAGUUAUUUAUUAGUAGAUGCAGUUGUGUGCAUGCUUUCGUGUAUUUGCAAAAUAUUAUAAAUACCAUCACACCAUCAUGUACUAUUCUUAUGUAUGCAUGCAGAUACCUACUGUAGUUAUACUUCGGGUCUUCGGCUGAUUACGUAUUCAGUAGUAUACCAACGAUUGAUAGUUGAAUGGAACUGCCUCGUAUGCAGAUUCAACUUGUAAGUCGUGAAAAAGACAGAUCGCGUUUCAUUUCUUUAGUACCUACAUAGUACAUAGUACAUUACAUUAGAUAUUUCAAGUGAGACGUUUCGUUUUCGAAGCCGUUACCUCAAUAAUUUGUGAACUACUCAUUGUAUAGAUAUAAUUACGAUCCAUUAUCGACUAUGCCUGCGAAUUCACUUGGAACAGAAUAAGAGUCUAAAAAUGAUUGAACGAUGUGAUUCUACUUGAAAAUAUCAGGUUCCAUGAUGUUUGGGCCGUAGUUAAAAUUACAAUAGAAUGCAGAUGAGUAUCGAUUUCACGUUUUUAUUAUUUUUUUUAAUCAUGUCGGUGUUCAAAGUAAAAACGGUCAAUUUUACGCCUCACAAUUGCGGAGAAGAAAAAUUCAUGCAUCAAAAACAUGGUAUCAUACAAACUCCGAAUUUCCCACGAGCAUUUACUGCACCAAUACGAUGUCGAUGGGUAAUCGACGCGAGCAAUUAUUCCGAUCCAACGAUAUACGUUUACUUCACGCAGCUCUUUGUGACCACUGGUUUAAACAUGUCGGAAUACAUAUAUUAUAACGAUGGAAUAGGCUACAAUGGAAAAACCAUAUUUGUUCUACCUCCGAAAGAAUCCCUUGAACAAGAAUUCGUUCGAACAAAUCUUACAUACCUAGUUAUCGAUUUCGAGUUACAUCAAUUGGAAGGUAAUCAUUUGAGAGCAUUGGAUAAUUUGAUGGAUGUGUUUGGAUUCAACAUCACGUAUGAAAUCUCAACCAACGAGCCUAGCAAAAAUUUCUGCACGGUGGUGGAUUGUUCAUUGGCUGGUCAUUGUUACGCUAGUUCGGAUUUUUCAAAAUACAAGUGCUCUUGUUUUGAUGGAUUUUUUGGAGAAAAAUGUGGUUAUGGACCUCUCUGUCAUCCAAACAGAAGCGAUUGCGAAAAUGGGGCUACAUGCAGGCAUGCCGGAGAAACAGCAGCGAUGUGUAUAUGUACGGAGAGAUUUACUGGAAUGAAAUGUGAUAUUCCUCUUGCAGCUCUGAACCAGGAAUCUACCAUUAUGAUUAAUCAAACGAUUAGUUGUGCAGGUUCCGUCGAAGAAAAAGUAAAGCGAUCAUCAUCCUAUUGCAACUGUGAAAAUCGUGAAAUAGUCAGCGAAUAUCGAGCUCAGUACUUGUUAGCUGUACAUUUGGCGAGUACGACGGCGGGUGCGAAAAUCGAAAAUCCCACAACGAUUGUACAACAUCGAGUAAACAUGCAGUACUCUUCGGAGAGCAGAACGUCUUUAGAAGAGAUUUUGAAAAAAUACUUCAAAGAAGGAAAAUCAAUCAAGUAUAAAUCGCCAACGAUUCUUAAUGUGACGAGGGACGGUGACCGGAUAAGUAACGUGAGUUUUCAAAUAUACACCACUAAAUCGCCAGCAGAAAUUAAUGAUAAACUACGCGCCAUGGUUAAUAACAACGUUAUCGAUCAUUUUUCUCCAAUUCGUUUAGUACCAACGCUUCAUUUAGAGAAAGUCAGUAUAAAUAGAGAAGAAGAUGUAUUGGAGAGACAAGAAUUUAUACUUUCAUGCGUCGCUCAAGGCUCGCCGUCGAUGUCAUUUCAGUGGUUUAAAGAUGGAAUUCCAAUAAACGAUUCUUUAGCCAUAAGAGAUUUAUGGCUUCGGACAACGUCGUAUGAUAAUUGGCGUAGCAAAUACGUUGGAAUGUUGACGAUAACGCACGCCGAAUCAGUUGACUCUGGAAUUUAUACGUGUCAAGUAAAAGAUGCAGAACAACGCCAGUGUAGAUCGAUUAGAGUAAAUGUCGUUCAAAUACCCGACGUGAAAGUAACACCGUUGAACAUCGUAGUAGAAAAAGGCCAAAACGUAACACUUCGCUGUUUAUCAAAAAGUGACUGGCAAAGUGAUAUAAAUUAUGGUUAUAGCUGGUUGAAAAACGACAAAGUAUUUCAAUUCGACGUUCCAAAUUUGUACUGGGAAGAUUUACAUAAAGGAGGCAGUGUACUUUAUGUUAAUAACAUUCGAAAAUCCGAUGUGUUCAAAUGCGAAGUAAUCGGCAAAGGACGCAAUUCCGCCAGCGUUAGAGUAGAUGUGUUAGAUAAAGAUUUAACUCCGUACUGCCAUCGAGACGGUGCCUGGCCUAUGACAGCUCCUGGUAUGUCAGCUAUGCAAGAAUGCCCUGCUAAUUAUACCGGCGGUAUUUCGAGUCGUUUGUGUAUGAUGGUUGAUGCUGACAAAGCAGAAUGGCAGCUGCCAGACUUUUCUAAUUGCGUGUCUAAUGCGUUUAUUAGUAUCUCUGAACAAUUUCGUAAAUUAACUUACGGUUAUCAGACUGACACGGUGAACGCAACAGAUACUUUGAAAGCAGUUUGGCAAUUAUUUCUAGUCCAAAAACUGUUACCGGGGGAAGGUGAAACGGUUGUCGAUUUGUUAAGAACAACGCAUGAUUUUUUAUUAAAAACGCAAAAUAUUCAAGACUUUCAAAACUCGACGCCGUAUUUUUUCGGUAUCAUCGAUAUUUUAUUGCAAGAUAGCACGUCGAUACUGAAUCAUAAGGCGAUAUUUUCCUUGUCAUGCAUAAUUGACGAAUGGUCAUCGUGGUGGACGUUUAGCAAUGGCCAAAGGUUACAAGCAGUUCGGCAGCAACACACUUCACAUUCGAAUUUCAGUCGUUUCAAGUCGUUUGAAUUUCACGUGUCAACAAAUCAAAAGCCAGUUGUGACUUUGUAUUCUAACGUAACCGUAAAUACCGAAGGUUCGACAUUUCGAAAUAUGCAGAAUGAAUCCAUAAAGCUUGGUAUAAUGAUAUAUAAAAAUUUAUCUCGUAUCUUGCUGCCACCGUAUGUGUCUAAUCGUAGAAACGAUAAACAAUUGCUGUAUAAAUUGAAUACUCCUAUUAUUCACGUAUUAUCGAAAAAGUCGAUCCGAAAAAAACGAGAUGCAAAUUCCAGCUGGAUUCAAGUACACGUUGAUUUCAAGUUACCAUUGCAUGAUAAACUGUCAACGAACUGGGAUGUCCGUUGCGGGACUGUUUCGAGUUUUGGGCAAGGCUGGAGUUUGGAUUCAUGCAAAGGCAUAUCAUUACCUACACGUGCGUUACGCUGUUCAUGUAAUCAUGGAGGCCUUUUUGGCAUUUUUAUUGCCGAGUUACCAAGUAUUAAUAGCGAAAUAGACCGAAAAUAUCAUAUCGUUGUGAUAAUCGGUUGCGUAUGCUGCUUCAUUCAGUGUAUGAUAUCAUUUUUAGUAUUACUAUGUAGAUGGUUGAAAACGCGUUCCUGUUUGUUAUAUUUGAAAAUUCAAAUAUGUUUUUCAACUGCCACAACUAUGUUGUUAUUUUUGUAUGGUUCCGGAGAUCCUUCGCCUGAUAUGUUUCCUUACAUACUAUCCGGUCUUCAAAUGUUCCUUUUUGCUUCAAUUUCAUCUCAUAUUAGCGUAUUGAUAGUGACGUACGUAGAUAUCAUAUCAUUGAAAAAAAUACCCAACAUAAAAGUUUCGGCAAUAUCUGUGGUGACAGUCUCCCCUAUGCUGUUAAUGGUAUACGCGCCGUUAAGUCGCAGAAUAACCAACGAAAAGCUAACGUGUUGGUGGCUAUGCAAAGGAUCGCUGUUGUUUUAUAUUCAUUUUAUCGUCGGUUUAUUUUUGCUGCUAUUGUUUUUAUUUUUAUAUUACAGCGUUAUGAAAAAAUUAUUCUGUUUGUGGAAUUCUACUAAAGUGGAGCGAAGAACAACUAUAUUGCAACGGAUGAUUUUUUUACUGUACACGUUGCUGAUUUUUAUAAGCGCCGUUGUUAUGACCAUAUCAAGUAUUUUUUUCGUAAAUUCAAAAAACUCAACAACUCAAACUGUUUUUGGCUCAUCAUGUGCAUUAUUGGGAUUUGUGAUAGUUUUAUUUUACAGCCCUAAAAAUGAAAUAUCAUUUUACGGGAAAAUAUUUCCAAGUUUGAGAAACCAGGAUGCAAAAUAUUCGCCGGAACUUCAAGUGAUUCCAGUUCAAUCAGGUAUAUUACGAAACAAUGUGACGUAUGAAACUGAAUCAUCGCCAUCUAUUCAUUCAGAUUCAAGAUGUGAAAAUAUUUACCUAGAAACCUAUCCAACGAGUAAAGAAGAGGAAGACAUAACUUCUGUACCAAAGCGAAAAAAAUCCGUCGUUUUUCAUCACGAUUUAGUGACAGGCUGUGCUGAAAAUGAAGAACCAGCAUCUACUGGGAAUCAAGAACAAAUAGCGAUUUCAUCAGAAGCUAAUUCGACUGAAGAAUGCUCGAUAGAAGUAAAACAUCAAUCGGAUAUUUUGUGGCCGGCGACACAUGACAACUACAUAUCUUCAAGUUGUUCUAAAAAUCCUGUAUACUGUUCACCAUUACACCAAAAUCAUCCGGAAAUUUUGACUACUCGAGUUUGCGUCGAAUUAGGUGUGGUGAAAAAUACUGUAAACGGUGCUUUAGCAGGGAAUGAUAAUUCCUCUACAGUAGUAAUUUGCAGCGUGGAUGUUGAACCUUGUCCAGGUCACAUAGUUGAACUAAACGAAGUUAAAUUCACCACAAAUACAAUAGGCGAAAUAUGUGUCGAUAAUACCGCUCAAAAAUUGUGCGAAAUUCAUAAAUGCGAAUCUUUCUCCACCGACGCUGAAAACCCACAAAAAGCCGAUGUUCUAGAUCGUAUAUCGCAAGAUUUGGACUAUUUAUUGAAUCGAUCUCCUAGCCCGAAUAAAACGCGCAAAUACAGUUUCAAAAGUACUACCAACAGUGCUAGAAUUACCCCAACUAAUUCCAAAUUAUCAUAAAAUUAAUGUGAUUUCGCUAUUUUUAUUCUUGUGUGAUUUUUAUAUGUAUUUAUAAUUCGUUAUAAGCGUUCUAUUUACGUACAUACCUACGUGUGAAUUUCCUCUUGAAAUUACAUUUAUGAAAUGAGAUUCAAUCUCUUUAUACUUUUUAUCGUGAAAAUAAUGGUAUUUCAUUUGACAAGUAAAAUAAAGUGAUUUUCGACGAAUUUUGAGGUUUACGUAUUUCCCGAGCAUAGCGAGGGAAGUACCGAGCUAAAAAUCGUCGAAAAUUGUUUUAUAUUACUAGUUGAAUAACAUGUUUUAUCCAGAAGUGGGAAGAAAACGCGCAAUUAAUAACUCGAGCUACUAGCGAGAGCGAAUAAAGUAGCGUUUUUUCUACUGCAAAAAAAUUUCACACAGAAAAAACCGCGAUCGUGUUUUUUUCUCUUCUUUUUUAUAGUUUUUUUUUUUGAAAUUUUGUACCAUUUUUUAAAAAAAAAUUACUAUUACUUAUCAUAAAUAAUAUUUUUGCAUUUGAUUAUGUGAUGUGGUUUAGUUGAUGUUCAUUAUGAAAUAAAUUUUAUUAAUUAAAAAAUAAAAACGUAA
This is a messenger RNA of Planococcus citri (citrus mealybug), 5757 nucleotides long. RefSeq lists its product as uncharacterized. Gene Ontology annotation, biological process: adenylate cyclase-activating G protein-coupled receptor signaling pathway. The transcript is spliced from 23 exons. Gene Ontology annotation, cellular component: membrane. NCBI's taxonomy places the organism in Eukaryota, Metazoa, Arthropoda, Insecta, Hemiptera, Pseudococcidae. The record is from RefSeq and is a predicted model, not a curated record. Gene Ontology annotation, molecular function: G protein-coupled receptor activity. The coding region runs from base 691 to 5172 and encodes 1493 amino acids.